Messenger RNA from Telopea speciosissima, 882 nucleotides. Its product is annotated as vesicle transport protein SFT2B. Gene Ontology annotation, biological process: vesicle-mediated transport. The transcript has 6 exons. The record is from RefSeq and is a predicted model, not a curated record. Gene Ontology annotation, cellular component: membrane. Bases 121 to 639 code for a protein of 172 amino acids. NCBI's taxonomy places the organism in Eukaryota, Viridiplantae, Streptophyta, Magnoliopsida, Proteales, Proteaceae.
AUGAUGCAACCAUAGUCCUACCCAUCUAAAAUUGCAACUAAAAGGCCACAACUACUACUACCGAUUGAUUUACAUUUUUCUAUCUGAUUGUGGUUUAGUUUUAGUUGCCGGCGAGUGGCGAUGGACAAGCUGAACCAUGCGUUCGAGAGGGUUAAGAUUUUCGCGGGAAUGGAGGUGGACGAGGAACAACUCGUCGAUAGUAAUUCAUCGUUCAUCGACGAUUUUAAUCGUCAAUGUGCAUUAUCCACAAAACAGAGAUUAUAUGGUUUUGCGACGUGCUUUGUUGCUGGUUUAGCAUGUACGCUCCUGUCAAUGCUUGUCUUCUUCAAUCCAGUCAAGUUUGGGAUAACAUUCACCUUUGGCAAUGUGCUUUCACUUGGGAGCACAGCCUUCCUUAUUGGCCCCAAACGGCAAGUGACAAUGAUGCUUGAUCCCGUUCGUAUUUACGCAACAGCCAUAUACCUUGCAAGUAUCAUUAUUGCAUUAUUUUGUGCUCUUUAUGUCCAUAACAAGUUCUUGACACUUUUCGCAAUCAUGUUAGAGUUUGGUGCACUUGUGUGGUAUAGCUUGAGCUACAUUCCAUUUGCCCGAUCCAUGGUCUCAAAAGUCAUGGUAGCUUGCUUCGAUACUGAAUGGUGAGAGACUGGUUGCAGACCUAUCCCAGUAUACAUGAGGUUUUAUUGUGGAGUUCUCUGAGCUCAAAGAUUAGACGCCGUACUGUUGUGCCUUUACACAGGAUAUGUAAACCUUUAAAUUCCUACCAAUAUGUGAAAACAAUUGAGAGCGGAGUGGGGCUGUGCUCUCAAUUUCUAAUGUUCCUUUUUCUUUCUUGGUGGGUCGUAAGUUGGCAUUGCUGUUUUGUAAUCAUUAACUUCCCUGAGU